Molecule: messenger RNA, 1017 nt
Organism: Trichoderma gamsii
Lineage: Eukaryota; Fungi; Ascomycota; Sordariomycetes; Hypocreales; Hypocreaceae
Exons: 2
Coding region: 1-1017 (338 amino acids)
Biological process (GO): peptide modification; carbohydrate metabolic process
Cellular component (GO): plasma membrane
Source: RefSeq, a predicted model, not a curated record
AUGGCGCAGCAGCACAUACCAAAUAACCAACCGCUACGGUCCUUGGGGCACGAGCCGUUGGAGUUGAUGAAAGCUUCCUUGGAGCACGUGCUCAAGACGACGCCUCCUCAGCCUACCUAUGAAAUUCAUGAGAUGUUUGGUGGCUACACAGGUGGCCCAACUAGCCUUGCCUACUUGUUCUUCCGACUGGCGGACCUCUAUCCAGCUGUCCAGGUCACAGGCCACCCUCUUAUGCACUGGACGAAGCAGUAUCUAGAAGGCGACAGAGGUGAAGUCAAGAUUACAACUAGAGUGGGAAUCAGCAGCGAGAAAUUGGCCCGGGAUGCACUCAUAGCCUGCUUGAGCAAAGAUGAGAAUGAUGUCAAGGCCUUCUUGUCCAACAUGCCAACUGUGCUUGGCCCCUCUACAGACUUGAAAAAGGAUCCAUAUGGGUCAGAAUUUUGGGAAGGCAGAGCUGGCACGCUAUAUUUCAUGAGGCUGAUGCGCCACUACAUCCCAGAGAGUGCUGCUCUUCUCGAAGGCCCCAUUGCUCGGGUAUCUGAAAGGAUUCUCUCAGAUAGCAUCGACCAGGACGAGAGGGGGUGGAUGUUCUAUGAUCUGGAAACGACCGGUGCUGGUCACGGCACCAUUGGAAUCAUUACACAACUGGUUGUGACUACGCCUUCUCUGGCACCGAGGCUGAGGACCAAGCUUUGUGCCGUGCUCAAUCUCCAAACCGAUGGUAAUUGGCCCAGAAAUAUCGCACCUGCUGGUGAUGACAACCCAUUCCUUAUGCAGUGGUGCCAUGGUGCCCCUGGAUUUGUCGUCUCCCUCAAAGCUAUAAGGCCUUACUUCCCUGAGCUACAGGGGCGAAUCGAUGCUGCCAUAGCCAACGCGCAAGAGGCUACCUGGAAAUAUGGAUUGAUCAAAAAGGAGCCUAGUCUCUGUCACGGCAUCCUUGGAAAUGCACUGCGAGGCUCUACCUCGUGGACCGCGCAGGGAGCACUUCCUCUCCCUGGCGACGGUCGAAGCCAUUGA